This is a messenger RNA of Chrysochloris asiatica (Cape golden mole), 777 nucleotides long. RefSeq names its product synapse differentiation inducing 1 (gene SYNDIG1). The record is from RefSeq and is a predicted model, not a curated record. Gene Ontology annotation, cellular component: intracellular membrane-bounded organelle; postsynaptic density membrane; synaptic vesicle membrane. The coding region runs from base 1 to 777 and encodes 258 amino acids. The transcript is spliced from 3 exons. Gene Ontology annotation, biological process: synaptic vesicle clustering; positive regulation of synapse assembly. NCBI's taxonomy places the organism in Eukaryota, Metazoa, Chordata, Mammalia, Afrosoricida, Chrysochloridae.
AUGCAGAGCGCCAUGGAGCAGAGGAGUGUGCUGGUACGCAGUAAAAUCAGUGAUGCUGGCAAGAGGAAUGGCCUGAUUAACACCAGGAACUUGAUGUCAGAGAGCAGAGAUGGCCUGGUGUCCAUUUACCCAGCUCCUCAGUAUCAGAGUCGCCGGGUAGUGACUGGCACCACACCAGCUGUCCUAGGUGGCAGCAGAAAUGAGCCAGUCCAGCAGUUGUUAGACCCCAACAUCCUUCAGCAGUCAGUGGAGUCCCACUACCACCCCAACAUCAUUCUCUACUCAGAGGGUAUGCUGCGUUCCUGGGGGGAUGGCAUGGCCACUGACUGUUGUGAGACCUCCUUCAUUGAAGACUGUUCACCCACCAAAGACAGCCUGGAGUACCCCGAUGGGAAAUUCAUGGAACUCGCAGGUGACGACAUCAAAAUCCACACCCUGUCCUACGACGUGGAGGAAGAGGAGGAUUUCCAGGAAUUGGAGAGUGACUACUCAAGUGAUACAGAAAGUGAGGACAACUUCCUUAUGAUGCCUCCCAGAGACCACCUGGGCCUCAGUGUCUUCUCCAUGCUCUGCUGCUUCUGGCCCUUGGGCAUCGCUGCCUUCUACUUGUCCCAUGAGACCAACAAAGCCGUGGCCAAGGGAGACUUCCACCAUGCCAGCACCAGCUCUCGCCGAGCCCUCUUCCUGGCUGUGCUCUCCAUCACACUGGGAACUGGCAUCUAUGUGGGUGUCGCUGUAGCCCUCAUCGCCUAUCUCUCCAAGAACAACCACUUAUAA